Molecule: messenger RNA, 879 nt
Organism: Brachypodium distachyon (stiff brome)
Lineage: Eukaryota; Viridiplantae; Streptophyta; Magnoliopsida; Poales; Poaceae
Product: actin-related protein 2/3 complex subunit 4
Exons: 8
Coding region: 164-673 (169 amino acids)
Biological process (GO): Arp2/3 complex-mediated actin nucleation; actin filament polymerization
Cellular component (GO): Arp2/3 protein complex; actin cytoskeleton
Molecular function (GO): actin filament binding
Source: RefSeq, a predicted model, not a curated record
CGGCGCUUACCCGUCACGCUCUCGCAUCCCUCCCUUCUCCAGUUCUCCGGCGACCGGCUGCCCUAUCCCCCCCUCUCUCUACCAGACCGACGGCCGCCGUAUCCUCCCUGCUCCUCCCCCACGGUCGUAGGCAGAUCCACGCGGGCCGCGACCCUCUCUAGCCAUGGCUAAUACGCUGCGCUUGUAUCUUACUUGCAUCCGGAACACUCUCGAGGCUGCCAUGUGCCUGCAGAAUUUUCCUUGCCAAGAAGUGGAGAGGCACAACAAGCCAGAGGUGGAGCUCAAGACUAGCCCUGAACUUCUGCUGAAUCCGGUACUCAUAUGCCGUAAUGAAGCAGAAAAGUGUUUGGUAGAGACUUCAAUUAAUUCUAUCCGCAUAAGCUUGAAGGUUAAACAAGCAGAUGAACUAGAAAAUAUUCUUGCAAAGAAGUUUCUUAGGUUUCUGUCAAUGAGGGCAGAGGCAUUUCAAGUGUUGAGGAGAAAACCAGUUCAGGGCUAUGAUAUUAGCUUUCUCAUAACGAACUACCAUUGUGAGGACAUGCACAAGCAUAAGCUCAUAGAUUUCAUUGUGCAGUUUAUGGAGGACAUCGACAAGGAGAUCAGCGAGCUGAAGCUGUCUGUGAACACACGGGGACGGCUAGUGGCAACGGAGUUCUUGAAGCAGUUCAUAUGAUUCAACUGUAGCACUGUUUGAAAGAAAAACAAUGUUACUACAGGACCUUUCCACCAUUUUGUAAUUAUGCUACCGUUCUGCAAGCUUCCAUCUUUGGUUGAGCAGUAGGGCCUUCUGUAAAUGCAUUGCGAAGGAAAAUAUUUCUCUGUGGAUUGAAGGAUAUCUUUUCCUGAUAUAAUAACCAGAUCGCCUAAUUGACAUCUGAA